Molecule: messenger RNA, 720 nt
Organism: Encephalitozoon intestinalis ATCC 50506
Lineage: Eukaryota; Fungi; Microsporidia; Unikaryonidae
Product: gluconate transport-inducing protein
Exons: 1
Coding region: 1-720 (239 amino acids)
Molecular function (GO): DNA binding
Source: RefSeq, a predicted model, not a curated record
AUGAACAAAAUUUUUGGGUAUAUAAAAACAUAUGAGGAGGCUUGUUUAGUAGUGCAUGCCGUGAGAUUAGGAUACUUCAGUACGAUAGAAGGAAGGUUAGCUCCCGAGGAGCGAGAAAAAAUCAGGUCGGGAGACAUAUUCUGCUUUGUGGAGUCACCAAACGGCAUCAAAAGAUGGACAGACGGAAAGACAUGGUCUCCAUCUAAGAUCCAUGGGCAGUUUCUUUUGUAUCAGGAGGUUCCCAAGCAUAUGAACAAAAGUGCAAUUGGGAAAAGAAACCGCCAAAAGUCCCUUCUAGGGAUAAGUAAGAGAGGAAGAACACGGGAAAAGAUCAUCAACUGGGACGACAAACUUUCUCUUAACAAGAAAACGAUUUCAAUCUGCCUGCAGAAUAAAACCUACCAUGUGAUAGCAUACUUCAGACCGAUGUUCUUUAGGAUGUCUCUGAUAAAAGUCCCUCUUUUCAGCCAUAUGGAUAUGGCACUGAAGAUAUACCCAGAAUUGCUCUCCGACGAGUUUCUUAGGACUAUGACUACCAAAAAAGACCUUUAUUCGAAAUUCAAGCUACCAUUUCCUUCCAAACAGAUGAUAUUUCCAGAAGUCAAGAGACAUUCCUUAGAAGAAAUAGCAAGUAGUGUAUUAACGGAAUGGAUGCAAGAGAAGAUCAAAAGCAGCGAUGUAGAGAAGAAAUAUAUUUACUUGUGCAAUAGUAAUAAAUGA